AUGCCGCGACCUAAGAGAACACGCGUCGCGCCGACUCGAACAGUCGCAAAAGCUACAAGCCCCGAACCUGUUGUGGUACCGAAACAACCUACCGAAACCAGCUCUGAUAUAUACGAUGUGAGUGACCGGGAAAAGGAAAAGGCAAAACAGAGACGUGAGUCGAUACGCGAUGCGAAUACUAUUACGCGCACGCGAUCUACAUCUUCACACCAAUUGAAGGCAUUAGAAGUCGCGCGACAGCAACGCGACUCCGCCAUGGACAGACUAGAAAACAUGACUUCUACUUCGAGCAAUAGGGCAGAUGAGCCCGGAGAACCCUCAGAGUCUCCAGUCGAAUUAGGGCGCAAAGUGGCCGGAACCCCGCAACAGAGGAGAGUGGCGGACAUGUCAGGGCUGGACUUGGAUGAUUCAGAUUUUGACGACUUAAAUACAACAUUUGCUACUGCCGGUCCAGCAAGUGCGCAACGAUCAGCCGACACGUCUAGUAUGUCCGCUAGUGUUUUUAAACGACGGCCCCGCGCGGGAAGUUUUCUAAGCAGGGAGGAUGGUUAUAUUCGUCCUAGCAGUCGGACUGGUCCCAACACACCUGGUUUUAGCUCGACAUUUAACAUCGGCAUGUUUAAGAGGAGAGUACGAGAGCCUAGUAUCCUCGGUACUGCCCAAAAGCCGCGUCCUCAAAGAUUAGAGCCCGAGCCUGAGCCGGAAUCUGACCAGGAUGAAGAUGAAGAUGAAGAAGCAGUUGAUGAAGAAGGGUUUGCCCCUGAAGCCGAAUCAACCCCACUUAAGCCUUCUAAGAGACGCUCCGGGGAGAUUGAGGCUGGACCAGCGUCGCCGCAGGAUUUACCACGCGCAAAUUCGCGUAAGCGAAAAUCCUCAGAAGGUCAUGAACGCCGCGCAAGAUCGUCCCAAUUUGAAGACAAUGAACCCGUCGAAGAUCCCGUAGUACAGGGAUCAGAUUCAGAGUUAUCAUCUCCCCCAUCUACUCCUCCACCUCGACAACAGAGUAGUAGGCCCGUAACACCUAUUAUGGACGAGGAGCUUAUGGCGCCUCCAUUAAGUAGCGGCUCCUCCGAGGGAGACCCAGAGAUCUGGCCGCCUCUCCAAUCGCUCACGCGAGCUCGCCUGAGACGGCCGGCCUCAGUCCUCCGAAGAACCCCAGUUGCAAACGAUAAUAUCUCCGAUAUCUCUUCGCCGCCCUCCCUCACCUACUCUCCAAAUUACCGCGAGCCUUCUCCGCCGCCGCGGCAGGCCGCCAAGACCAAGCGCAAGGGUGCCUCCAAGCCGGAGCCUAAAGUCACGACUGCAGAUUUAGCGGGCUUGCUACCACGUCGGCGUCGUAGAAAUGCUAGAGCUGAUGAUGAGGAUUCAGAAGCCGAAGUUGACAUCUCCGGCCUGGGUGAUGAUGACGACGAACUCUCUUACCUUGACGUUCGAGCCCGACGACACCCGGUGCGGCCGGGUUCCCGAGCAGGACAGUCCAAGAACCAGAAUGCUGGACGGGCACGUCCUACUUCGCGCGGUAAAACCGCAAAGCAGACUCCCAGCACUAACAGACGUACUACAAUUACGUAUGGCCGGAUAUCAGAUAAAGAGAACCGAGGGGAGUCCGAGGAUGACGAAGCAGAAGAAGGCGAGGCCGACGAGGAGCAGGAUGGGGAUGAAAGCAGCCAGGUUAUGGUCUCGCGAGUAGGCGAGGAGCUAAAGAAUGCAGCGCGCAAAUUCCAGGAGGUGGAUAAAUGGCAGCUCGACUACGAGGAGAUGACUCAGAGUAGUUCACCACGAGACGCUCGCUAA
This is a messenger RNA of Daldinia childiae, 1794 nucleotides long. Its product is annotated as putative atp-dependent rna helicase protein. The transcript has a single exon. The coding region runs from base 1 to 1794 and encodes 597 amino acids. Lineage: Eukaryota; Fungi; Ascomycota; Sordariomycetes; Xylariales; Hypoxylaceae. The record is from RefSeq and is a predicted model, not a curated record.